Aricia agestis (brown argus) is the source of this 2063-nucleotide messenger RNA. It is a transcript of the gene eIF2Bepsilon, whose product is annotated as translation initiation factor eIF-2B subunit epsilon. The record is from RefSeq and is a predicted model, not a curated record. NCBI's taxonomy places the organism in Eukaryota, Metazoa, Arthropoda, Insecta, Lepidoptera, Lycaenidae. Gene Ontology annotation, molecular function: translation initiation factor activity; guanyl-nucleotide exchange factor activity; translation initiation factor binding. The transcript has 10 exons. Gene Ontology annotation, cellular component: eukaryotic translation initiation factor 2B complex. Bases 90 to 2027 code for a protein of 645 amino acids.
AGAUAUCCGCAAUAUUGUACAAAACUAUUAUUAUUGAAAAUAUUUUAAUAAACUUCUGUAGCUGCAACUAACGUAGCGAAAAAUCUAAAAUGGAAUCCGACAAAGAAAAUAUUAUUCAAGCUUUAGUUGUUAUGGACCUUUUCAAUAACAAUUUUAGCCCCAUAUGCCAUAAUAAACCUAUUGGGUUAUUACCAAUCGCGGGAGUUCCUCUCAUUGAAUACGUCCUGGAUUCUCUAAAUACAGGUGGAGUCGCCGAAGUCUAUUUGUUUUGCUGUUACGAUGGGCCUAAAAUAAAAGAAUAUAUAAAAAAACGUAAACAAGAAAAAGCAACAUGGAGUCUUAUGUUAGAUGUACAAAUUAUUACAUCAGACACUUGUCAGACUAUGGGGGAUGUGAUGAGAGAGGUAGAUGCUGCAGCAAUACUGCGAGGUUACUUUAUACUACUUGGUGUAAAUACCAUCACCAAUGUCAAUUUUGCCUCCUUAUUAGAACAGCACAAGUUAUUGUGCAAGAAGGACAAAGGUGCUGCAAUGACUCUUGUGUAUAAAGAAGUAUCAUGGAAGCAUCCAUUAAUUAAAAAUGACACUUCAAUAUUACUAGCGGCCAAUAGUACUACUAAAAAAAUUUUGUUGCACAAGAAGUAUAAAAGCAAUUCCAAUGAUGCUACUUUUACAUUACCACUAGACUGUGUAUUGCAACAUUCGGAAGUGAAGUUACAUCACAAUCUCAUUGAUGGUAACAUUGCACUGUGUUCUCCAUCGGUGCCCCCACUAUUCUCCGACAAUUUUGAUUUUCAAACUAGACAUGAUUUUAUACACGGAAUUCUUAUAAAUGAAGAUAUUUUAGCGAGCUCCUUAUAUUAUACACUUAUUAAAGGAAAUCAAUAUGCUGCUGCCGUUACAAACUGGAAAACUUAUCAAACUAUAUGUUGGGAUAUACUACAUAAUUGGGUUCACCCACUGAGUAUUGAGACUGGUAUGUUACAGCGUAACACAUUCUUGCUGUCUGAAAAUAGUGUAGCCAGAAAAUUUGAUUGCAAAUUGAGCAGGUCCAGUGUAAUGGAAAAUAAUGUUAUUAUUGGCACGAACACAGUCAUAGGAGAUUCAACUAUAAUAGAACAAUCUGUUAUUGGUAACAAUUGCGUAAUUGGCAGUAACUGCACUAUCAAAGGAUGUCAUAUUAUGAAUAAUGUUAUUAUCAAAGAUAACUGCACAAUCAAAAAUUGUUUUAUUGAUAACAAUAGCAUUGUUGAGGAAAAUUGUAACCUAGAAGGCGUUUUAGCUGCCUCCGAUUCAAGAGUAACUUCUCAAAGCACACUCAAAGGGGCUGUACUGGAUGAGGCAGACAAAGCAACUAAUGACAAAACAUUACUGAAAUCAGCAUCUGAUGGCACUGACUGGGAAAAUGAAUCAUCAGGUGAUGAUGAUGAAUUCAUUGGGUUUGAAAAGGUAUGGAGUGACAGCGAGUCAUGUUACUCUUCCGACAGCAGUGUUGACUCCUCAAUGCCCGGCUCACCGAUUCCUGAUGAUACAAACAUAUUUCUUCAAGAGGUCAUUGACAGUCUUGCUAGAGGAUAUGAGGAGAAACUUAAAUGUGAUUAUCUUAUUCUGGAGAUCAAUUCCUCAAGAUAUGCAUACAACAUACAGCUACAUGAAGUUAAUUUCUUUGUCAUAAGAGCCAUGCUCAGCAUGCCAAUGUUAAUUAACAGCAAGAGUGUGCUCAGCACAGUCAAAGACAUUCUAAAGUACUUCAGACCGGUUUUAGCUAAUUACAUUAAAACUAAGCCGUCAAUUAUGGAUUGUCUCAAAGCUAUUGAGGAAAGUUGUUUGAAAAAUGAGUGGCUAAAUGGCAAGAGUGGUCAAGUUAUACACUUGUUUUAUGAAAUGGAUGUUGUUGAUGAAGAUUCACUGCUAGAAUGGCAAAAUGACAUGCAAGAAGAUGAGAGUCCACUGUGUAAAGAAGCAUCAUUAGUCAAAUUCUUUGAAUGGCUGCAGCAAGCCAGCGAGGAAAGUGAAGAAUCAGAUUAAUUAAUACAUUUAAUUGUAAUAUAUAUUAUAUUGUUA